Messenger RNA from Drosophila simulans, 4403 nucleotides. RefSeq names its product serine/threonine-protein phosphatase 2B catalytic subunit 3 (gene CanA-14F). The record is from RefSeq and is a predicted model, not a curated record. Gene Ontology annotation, cellular component: calcineurin complex; cytoplasm. Gene Ontology annotation, biological process: calcineurin-mediated signaling. Lineage: Eukaryota; Metazoa; Arthropoda; Insecta; Diptera; Drosophilidae. Gene Ontology annotation, molecular function: calmodulin binding; calmodulin-dependent protein phosphatase activity. The transcript has 2 exons. Bases 588 to 2330 code for a protein of 580 amino acids.
AAACGGUCACACCGCACCAUUCAGUCCAAUCGGAAUCGCUCCUCGAUAAGCCCAGACAAAUCACGCCUCUAUCGAUUUCUUAUAAGAAAGGAAAACGAACGAGCGUGUUAUCGAGUGCAACAUUUGCGAUUUGCCCUGCUGCGCGCGUGCACUUUUUAUUAAUCUCCCGUAUAAAUCAGAUAUCCGUGUGCAUUUCGAACGCGCUCCGCCAACACACACACAAAAAUUAAGUAAAAAGUAUAACACGAAUUGCGAAUAGCGAAAAAACAAAAGCUUAAACCGUCGAGUGUGAAAAUUUCGAGCUAAAAGCAAAACGAAGCUAAGAGCGCGUGGAAUAGCAAGCAGUGAGAGAGGGGAAUACCACGGACGAUCCAGGACGAAUCAGGACAUAGACAAGGACAAGGAGCAGCAGCAGCAGCAGCAGCAGCAUUUGGCGGUGGAGCAGGAGCUGGCGCGUCUGGAGCAGUGACACGUGAUCAACUCUUACGGGGGGGGAAAGUCAGCAACCAGCAGCCAGCAGAAGCUCCAGAAUCAGCAGCAGUCAGCAGUCGAGGACGCAGGCGGGGCAGUCGGAGGAUCGGGCAACCAUGUCUUCGCCGGCGGCGCAGAGCAACAGCAGCAGCAGCCAGUCGCAGUCCGCAGCCCAGCAGCAGCAGCAGAAUCAAAAGGCCAAUGUCAACAACACACACGACAACAAGAAUGCCGCGGCGACGACGGGGACAGCGGCGGGAUCGGGAGCGGCAGGCUCGGCGGGCACACAGCAGCAGGGUCAGGGCGGCACUGGAACCUCAAGCGGUCCAUCCAGCCCAACCAAGCGCAGCACAAUAUCGACAAAGGAGCGUGUGAUCGACAGCGUGGCAUUUCCGCCGAGCCGUAAACUCACCUGCGCGGAUGUGUUCGACGCGCGGACCGGAAAGCCGCAGCACGAUGUCCUCAAGCAGCACUUCAUCCUGGAGGGCAGGAUCGAGGAGAGCGCCGCCCUGCGCAUCAUCCAGGAGGGCGCCACGCUACUGCGCACGGAAAAGACGAUGAUCGACAUCGAGGCGCCGGUGACGGUGUGCGGCGAUAUCCAUGGCCAGUUCUACGAUCUGAUGAAGCUAUUCGAGAUUGGGGGCUCGCCGGCGACCACCAAGUAUCUGUUCCUGGGCGACUACGUCGAUCGGGGCUACUUCAGCAUCGAGUGCGUCCUGUAUUUGUGGUCGCUGAAGAUCACCUAUCCGCAGACGCUGUUCCUGCUGCGCGGCAACCACGAGUGCCGGCACUUAACCGAGUACUUCACCUUCAAGCAGGAGUGCAAGAUCAAGUACUCGGAGCGCGUGUACGACGCCUGCAUGGACGCAUUCGACUGCCUGCCGCUGGCGGCGCUCAUGAACCAGCAGUUCCUCUGCGUGCACGGCGGCCUGUCGCCGGAGAUACACGAGCUGGAGGACAUCCGGCGGCUCGACCGCUUCAAGGAGCCGCCCGCCUUCGGCCCCAUGUGCGACCUGCUGUGGUCCGAUCCGCUGGAGGACUUCGGCAACGAGAAGAACUCGGACUUCUACACGCACAACUCCGUGCGCGGCUGCUCGUACUUCUACAGCUACGCCGCCUGCUGCGACUUCCUGCAGAACAACAACCUGCUGUCGAUCAUCCGGGCGCACGAGGCGCAGGACGCCGGCUACCGCAUGUACCGCAAGAGCCAGACCACCGGCUUCCCCUCGCUGAUCACCAUCUUCUCGGCGCCCAACUAUCUCGACGUGUACAACAACAAGGCGGCGGUGCUGAAGUACGAGAACAACGUGAUGAACAUCCGGCAGUUCAACUGCUCGCCGCACCCGUACUGGCUGCCCAACUUCAUGGACGUGUUCACCUGGUCGUUGCCCUUCGUGGGCGAGAAGGUCACCGAGAUGCUGGUGAACGUGCUGAACAUCUGCUCCGACGACGAGCUCAUGACCGAGGAGAGCGAGGAGCCGCUCUCCGACGACGAGGCGGCGCUGCGCAAGGAGGUGAUCCGCAACAAGAUCCGUGCCAUCGGCAAGAUGGCGCGCGUCUUCUCCGUGCUGCGCGAGGAGUCCGAGUCGGUGCUGCAGCUGAAGGGCCUGACGCCCACGGGCGCCCUGCCCCUCGGCGCCCUCUCCGGCGGCAAGCAGUCGCUCAAGAACGCCAUGCAGGGCUUCUCGCCCAACCACAAGAUUACCUCGUUCGCGGAGGCCAAGGGCCUGGAUGCCGUCAACGAACGGAUGCCGCCGCGGCGGGAUGCAACGCCCUCGCCGGCGGAGGAGGGCCAGAAAUCACUGUCAGCCGCGGCAGCAGCAGCGGCCAAUGCAAAUGCGAAUUCAAUCAAUGGAUAAUUCUAAGUCAGUUAGCACCAGCUACAGCUGCAGCUACAUAUGUAACAGUCAAGUUAGUCAGUCGGAUCGAUGGGUCCUCUAGGGAUCCGGGUGAUCCGGGGGAUCGGAGGAGAAGGAGGAGGAGGAGGAGGAGCAGCAUAGUCAGUUGGUAGUCGACAGUUAAGCAGCGAACGGUGGGAGGGAGUCAGCACAUACAGUUCGGAACAUAGGAAUAGUCUCAAGUUCGGCUCAAAGAAGAUAAACACUGGGCAUAUACAGACAUAGAACACAACUAAUUGAAAGAUCGUAUAUAGUAUAGAAGGCGAAAUUGAUCAAGGAUAGUAAGGAGCAAGAGCAGAGACACCACCACUACCACCACCACCACCACCACUACAACAACAUAGCAACAACAACAGUAACAGCAACAGCAGCCACUACAACAACAAGAGCGGAGCAGCAGCAUUGCAGCAAGCGUUAACGAGUACUUAUUGGUAUUAAAUGCAAAAAUGCAUAACAACAACACCCCCCAAAAUGGAAGCUAAUUAUAAAGUUGAAAGAUUAUAGAAUUAUAUAUAUAACAAAAAUAUAUAUAUAUAUCAAAAUUUUGUGCAACGUUAUAUCAAAAGAGCAAAUGUAAAAGCUAAGCAGAAGUAUUAAAGUGCGCAUGCGCGCCUGUCUUUUUGGCAAGCAGUUGACCAGAAAGCAGUAGACAUGAAGCAGUUGCCAGUUGCGCGCAUUUCCCCAUUCAAGAAGAAAAAGGAGAAGAAGGUGAUGAUGAUGAUGAAGAAGAUUUAAUGAGGCAAACCAAAAAAAAGAAAAAAGCGUAAUAAAAGCAAAUUAGGUUAUUUAAAUUAUUUGCUAACAAAUUGUAAGACGAAUCGGAAACCAAUCCUUCAUCUCUGUAAAGUCAAACCAAACGAAGUGACAAAACCAAACGAGAACUAAAUCUAGCAUCUAAACUGAAGCGAAAGCUAAGCGAAUUCUACUACUUUCGUUGUGUGGCGUCUGCGGCGACUUCUUCUCAACAACAAAAAAAGAAAACAAAUUAAAAUUAAUGAAAAUGAUAGAAACAAAAACAACUUCCUACAACAACAACAGCAGCAACAAUAUUUUACUACAAUAUUUUAAUACAAGAACAAGAAACGACUGAAUCUCUCUCUAUCUAUCUAACUAUCCGACUCUUUCUCUCUCGCACACACAACAUCAAACACCACAAACACACACACAAAACACGCAAAACAUACAUACAUACACCAACAAGCAGGGCGAUGAUCCAACUCAAAGUUGAUCUCCCCUGUCAAUCGUUUAUCGGUAAUUGUUUAUCGUCGCCAUUGUCGCCUCACACUCUCUCAUCUGGUGAUUGUGUAUGUGGUCUUUAUAUACGUGCCAUCUUUGUCGUAGUCAUUAGCUGAAUAUAUAAUUAGUACACUUGCAUGGGCUGCAGCGAUGCAGGCGCCAGUGCUGAGUCAACCCACCAUCCUUCUCCACCUGCAGCCUGCCAGCAAUCGAAAUAAUCGUUAUCGAACCUAUCGAAAUAAUCGAAUCUCAAGGCGCGUCGAUAGGCUGUUGUCCAAACUCUUCCCCGUUUCCCUCCAGCAUUUGCGCCUGCUUCGUCCUCGUGGCCGUGUGCAAAUCUUUUUUAUACUUAAUGGAAUUUUAGUUACUUUUUAAAGUCGAAAAAGAAGAAGACGUAGGAAGAAUUCAAAGGGGGAUAUGAAGAGAAUAGAAUAGAGCAGAGCAGAAAAAAUAAAUAGAAACGCGAAGCCUAACUAAUGAAGAUGUAAUUAACGUGUGCAAAGGGAAUUUUGUUAUUUCUUAAAUUUUUUUAUAUUUCUUGUUAUCUUUUUUAUAAUUUGUAUUUAUUGUAAACUAUUUAUAUAUAUAUACAUAUACACACACAAUCAGCAACACACAUAAUAUAAAUACAUAAAUAUAUAUUUAUAAACUAAAUUGUUGUUUCUACUUCAUUAUUGUUUACUACACCUUUUUCUAUAAGCGUUAAGUAAUUUAAUUAAAUGAAUUUAAUAAAAAGAAAAUUUAAACAAACAAAAACCGCCUGCAGCCAAAAAGGGCAAGGCGAAACGUUUUCUUAAA